Procambarus clarkii (red swamp crayfish) is the source of this 828-nucleotide messenger RNA. Lineage: Eukaryota; Metazoa; Arthropoda; Malacostraca; Decapoda; Cambaridae. The record is from RefSeq and is a predicted model, not a curated record.
AUGGCAUAUGUACUUCAAUGGGCAUUAUGUACGCAGAUCAGCAGCGAGAUAAUUCACUUUAAAAAUGUGUUAUACGUUCUUAUCUGGGACACAUACGACACUUAUCUGGCUCCACGUGACGACAGUGACCCACCCAAAUCUCCACGUGGCGACAGUGAUCCACCCAGAUCUCCACGUGGCGACAGUGAUCCACCCAGAUCUCCACGUGACGACAGUGACCCACCCAGAUCUCCACGUGGCGACAGUGAUCCACCCAGAUCUCCACGUGACGACAGUGACCCACCCAGAUCUCCACGUGGCGACAGUGAUCCACCCAGAUCUCCACGUGAUGACAGUGACCCACCCAAAUCUCCACGUGGCGACAGUGACCCACCCAAAUCUCCACGUGGCGACAGUGAUCCACCCAGAUCUCCACGUGGCGACAGUGAUCCACCCAGAUCUCCACGUGACGACAGUGACCCACCCAAAUCUCCACGUGGCGACAGUGACCCACCCAAAUCUCCACGUGGCGACAGUGACCCACCCAGAUCUCCACGUGGCGACAGUGACCCACCCAGAUCUCCACGUGGCGACAGUGACCCGCCCAGAUCUCCACGUGGCGACAGUGACCCACCCAGAUCUCCACGUGGCGACAGUGAUCCACCCAGAUCUCCACGUGGCGACAGUGAUCCACCCAGAUCUCCACGUGACGACAGUGAUCCACCCAGAUCUCCACGUGGCGACAGUGAUCCACCCAGAUCUCCACGUGACGACAGUGAUCCACCCAGAUCUCCACGUGACGACAGUGAUCCACCCAGAUCUCCACGUGACGACAGUGACCCGCCCUGA